Molecule: messenger RNA, 2851 nt
Organism: Daldinia caldariorum
Lineage: Eukaryota; Fungi; Ascomycota; Sordariomycetes; Xylariales; Hypoxylaceae
Exons: 2
Coding region: 710-2305 (531 amino acids)
Molecular function (GO): protein binding
Source: RefSeq, a predicted model, not a curated record
UAUGAAUUAUCCCCUACGGUUGUGCACUUGGGCUCUUUGAGAAAAAACUUGCAUCUCCUUAAUCAUGAAUUGCACAGUACCUAAGAUCCAAGAUUGGUCACUAUGUUGCUGGGCACUUAACCUACGUAGCUUUGUAACUUUGUAGCCCUGUUUCCCCGGUGCCCAAGGCCUGUUCUGGUAUCCAUAGGCCUUUAACACCUUGGUAUCCAUGGGAGACAAAUUUGCAAUACCCUGCCCAUUCCUAUCCUCCUGAGAGUAGGAACAAGAAACAGGCAGAAGAAGUUCAUUCUUGUUCAGAACUAGCUUCUGAGUCGUCUUCUUCAAGCGGCGAGUCCAACUACUAACACCUCCUUAUACUCAGGGCCGGGUGGCGGUUUGUAUACCAGCUUCACUUAUACCCGCCGACUAAGCACAUGAGAGUAGUUCGCUGAGCCGGAGGAGCUGACGACAUAAGGACUUGGCCCCUUGGCUCCGUCGUCUUGCACGGAGUUCGUCUACUAGUUCACCGGACCUUAUUGAAUUCACUAUUCCAACAUUUGGACCCGCGUCUACCUUCCUAGAAACCCACUCACCAUAGACUUCCUUCUCGAUUCAAUCUCUGCUCUUUCUUUCCAGUUUGCCUUUCCAUUCGCUUUUUUAUUCAUUACAUCUCUUACCACCCUCUUAUCCCCUUCAUUUCUCGACCUUCGAUUCGGGAUAUCCGGUAGGUAUGGCGUCGCUCUCGAAAGAAGUGAUGCCCUCCCAAAGCCGAUGUACCCCUAUCUUCAUCAAAUUGCCCAUGGAGACGCUUUAUGAGAUCAUUUACAAGCUAUCUCGGGAAGACCUGUUCCACUGGGCCUUAACAUGCAGCCACUUCUCAUAUAGGAUCCUGCCCGUCCUAUACAAGCUUGACCUAGGCGUAGAGCCGUUCAUGGGCGAAUGCGAGGGCACUUACGGGAUCUACCAGUCCCUAGAAUGGGCAUGCCGACACGGAUUCAUGGGCACCUUCGAGAUGGCGCGCGAAUUGGGAGCGGAUCUAGACCAUAUCCUUGAGCUUCGGACCGGCUUCUCAUUAGACCACAUAUCCCUUUCGCCAUUGCACGUUGCGCUUUUCUUCGAACACCAACACAUUGCCGAGCGUCUUAUCGAGGGCGGGGCGGAUGUUACUACGCUUGCUCUCCUCGAUGGAAAAUAUUCAGCUAUGAAUUUUGCCACAUCAACUUCGAUGUGCAUGGUCCACAGGGACGCGGAGGCCGGCGCCAUACAGGGGGCUCUAGAGGCCGGCGUCACCAUCAACGCCGUCGAUUCUGCUUUUCUGAUGAUGCACGCUGGCAAAAACCACAGAUUGGACGUGGUACGCCUAUUCCUAAGUGGCGGGUUCCGCUUCAAUGAGCAGGCUAUGAUCGAGGAGGACUUGGGAGUGGGCGCCCCGGGAAUAUGCGAGCAGCUGUGCAUGACGCUUGCGCUCCAGCACGCCCUUGCCGAGACGACGUGCGAUGCGUCGGUCUUGACGGAGCUGGUUCGACUGCUUCUAGCAGAGUACGAGAGCUCUGGAAUCUUGGAUUACCGCAGUGAGAUCACUUGGCUGGUCUUAGCGACGGGCCCUAGCAUACCACUUGCCGUGCGCGCUCUCCUCUGGGACUCCCUAAUCGUUCCGCGCGGCCUACCGCCGAGCACCGUCCUUGCAGAAGAAUGGGAGCACAACUCCGUCGGCCGUAUUAUGGAUAUCGUGCACGACGUCUUGCUCGGCCGCAACGACGCCGUAGCGGACCUCCGGGACCGCAAUCUCAGGUGCAUUCUUCGCUCUAUAGGAUUCUGCCUAGCUGCCGAGGGGGGCUUCGACUGGGCGCGCGUCCAGCCCCUGGUCAAGACGCUGAUAGAGGAGAGCCACGAGCACAUCGACGUCGUGUGCACUUACCCGACGCCUCUCAUGAAUCCGCACCUCACCGCGGACGACGAGGCCCUCACGCUCGAACUCAUCGCCACGCUGCUCGAGAACGGGGCGGACGCGGAGGCUAAGCUCGAGUACGACGAUUACAAAGGAGAAAAUGAAGAAGAGGAGGAGGAGGAGGAGGACUACGUCCCGGAUCUGCUGCACCGUUCUAUGGGUAUGGGUGCUGUCCGACGAGUGCGGCUGCUCCUCGGCUACGGCGCUAGCAUCGACCCGCACACCUUGAAGGAGAUGGAGCGCCCGCGCAUGUUUUUCCUGGACGGCGUGGACGCGGAGUGGCUGGCAGAGAUGGUGGACGCGCAGAGGGAGAUCGCCGACAUGCUGACCUCGAGGCGCAGGGGGUUUGGAAAGGGGUCCACAGGUUCCCAAUCCUAAUGCGGUGCCUACUUACCUACCUAACCUUAUUGAUAAGCUUUCUAUGGCUUCUGGAUGAUGAGGAUGAUGAUGGUAGGGAGGAAGGGAGAGAGAGAGAGAGAAUAUGAGAACAGGGGACUGGUUGCUACAUACGAGAGAUAACAAGGAGAAGAUAAGACGAGGGAAUAACAUGGAUUCGUCUAUGUAGGGGGAGGAGAGAGAUAUGGUUAGCACGAAGAGGAGGACGUCAUGCGAUUUCACGAGCUGUCUUAGUAUAGCUAGCUACCUCACAGAGAAGACCGGCAGAUGAUAGCUAGGUUAGGUGCGUAUUGAAUUAUCAUUAUCCCAUAACUGAAGUUCCCAGUUUCGUACAGCUAAAGGCGAAUACGCAGGCACGACGCAUCUUGCUACGGCGUACUAAAUCAGAUGGUAUGUGGGCGAGAUGAGGCUGAUGUGAAGAGCCUUCAAGUUAUUUAUCUACGCAGGCUAUGGAGACGGGGGCUAGAUCUACAGGCUUAGCAUGUCCGACUUCCGUUUAUAUCAACGGUAUACUCUCGCGCUUGCUCA